AUGGGUUUCAGCAUUGCAGCCCUCUGGCGCGCGCCAGAAAUCAACCCUAUCAACCGAAAAGCGCGCUCAAUCCCGUUCCUCAACCCCUUCACCAAUACCUAUGGCCGCACGUUCUUCUUCUCGUGGUUUGGGUUCAUGAUUGCGUUUUGGUCAUGGUAUGCGUUUCCUCCGCUUCUGUCUGAUGUCAUCGCCAAAGACAUACACAUGACAGCCAACCAAGUAGCGAACUCGAACGUUAUCGCACUCACAGCCACCCUUCUUGUCCGUCUCGUUGCUGGACCCAGCUGUGACCGCUUCGGUCCUCGUUACACCUUUGCAGGUUGCCUUCUCGCUGGUGCAAUUCCCACCUUCCUUGCUGGUUGUGUGAAGAACGCAGCAGGUCUCUAUGCUCUUCGGUUCUUCAUUGGCAUACUUGGUGGGUCUUUCGUACCUUGCCAAGUAUGGACCACUGGCUUCUUUGACAAGAACGUCAUCGGAACUGCGAAUGCCAUCACCGGUGGUUUGGGUAACCUUGGUGGAGGUAUCACGUACUUCGUCAUGCCUGCCGUAUACUACGCCUUGGUCAAAGAUGGACUCGCGCCUCACAAGGCAUGGCGUGUAACCUUUGUGGUGCCCGGUAUCCUCAUCGUCUUUGUCGCCACCUGCCUUAUUCUGCUCUGCGACGAUACGCCUACCGGCAAAUGGAGCGAGCGUGGCAAUGGUCUGGUAACUGGUCCGAGCGGAAACACUGAUCGGGGUAUCGUCGCUGCGGGCGGCAACCUUAUGGAUGCUCCUCGUGCUUCACCUACAGGCAGCUUCAGCAAGGAGAAACAAGGUCCUGGUGAGGAGUGGAAGCGCGACAACGAGGCUCAGGACGUGAUUCUCGACAGCGCAGCCGGAGAAGUUAUCCAAAAGCCUACUUUCAGCCAUAUUAUCAAGGUCUGCUUCUCGCCACAAACACUUGUCACCGCUGCCUGCUAUUUCUGCACAUUCGGUGCCGAGUUGUCUAUCAACAGCAUUCUCGGCAAUUACUACCACAAGAACUUCCCUCGCAUGACCCUCCAAAAGUCCGGCGACUGGGCUGCCAUGUUCGGCAUGCUGAACGCUAUCUGCCGGCCCCUCGGAGGAAUGGUCUCAGAUCUCGCAUACAAGUACACAGGCAACAACGUAUGGGCGAAGAAAGUCGUGCUCCACACUUACGGCAUUAUGACGGGAGUGUUUCUCAUCGCCAUCGGUGUGUUGGAUUCGAAGAGCGAGGCCACCAUGUUUGGACUGGUCGCUGGUAUGGCGUUCUUCCUUGAGGGCGGCAACGGAGCGGACUAUGGGCUCGUACCGCACGUGCACCCGGAAUCCAACGGUGUUGUGUCUGGAUUUUCGGGUGCGAUGGGCAACUUCGGUGGUAUCAUCUUUGCCAUCAUCUUCCGGUACAAUGGCAGGAACUACGGAAAGGUCAUUUGGAUCAUUGGGACGAUCAUCAUUGCAAUUAACCUUUCCGUCAGCUGGAUCAGGCCGGUUGCGAGGAACAAGGCGCACUGA
Molecule: messenger RNA, 1515 nt
Organism: Dothidotthia symphoricarpi CBS 119687
Lineage: Eukaryota; Fungi; Ascomycota; Dothideomycetes; Pleosporales; Dothidotthiaceae
Product: high affinity nitrate transporter NrtB
Exons: 4
Coding region: 1-1515 (504 amino acids)
Biological process (GO): nitrite transport; nitrate transmembrane transport
Cellular component (GO): membrane
Molecular function (GO): nitrate transmembrane transporter activity; nitrite transmembrane transporter activity
Source: RefSeq, a predicted model, not a curated record